AUGAAGCUGCACUCUAAAUUAGACGACUUGGAAGGACGUUCAAGAUGCAACAACAUUAAGAUCGUGGGAAUACCAGAAGGAGAAGAAAAGGGGAGACCCACAGAAUUUGUCACAAGUCUGAUUCCAAAGCUACUCGAACAAGGGAAUCUCGCAAAGCAGGUGAUAGUGGACCGCGCGCACCGGGUACCGAUGCCAAGAGCCACCAGCACACAGCGCCCGCGGAGCAUCAUUGCAAGGAUUCAUUUCUACCAGGAGAAAGAGAUGCUGCUCCGACUGAGUCGACAAAAUCAACUUGUGUACAACGGUGCACGGAUCUUCAUCUACCCGGAUUACACAGCGGAUGUCAUGACACAAAGACGAGGCUUUCGAGACGUAAUGCAAGCGCUACGGGAAAAAGAGGUGACAUUUAUUCUGCGCUUUCCUGCUAGACUCCAAGUGAACUACGAAGACCAGGGACUUUUAUGUUGGAGAGAUAUAAAAGAGGUGUCUGAAGUGACAGAAAACAGAUCCAGAGACGCAGGACCUGGGCGCACGAAUCACAAAUCUCCAAAGAUGAAGUUCCUUGUUUGCCUUGUGAUGCUGAUCUGUAAUGCAUUGGCCAUUUCAGAUUUGUCGGGGAAAAUGUUCGUUUUUCCUGUAGAAACUGACACUGAUCACGUCAAGAUUACGCCUUCUCAAAGUAGCCUUCAUGCUCUGACCGUCUGCCACCGAUCCUUCACGGACCUCACUCGAUCCCAUACUAUGUUCUCAAUGGCCACACCAUCUAAUGCCAACGCCUUUAUCACCUUAAUACGAAGAGUAUUAAACCUCAUGUCUCUGUUGUGGUUGAACGGGCAGCCACUGACCAAGAAAUACAUCAACCAAUCUCCCAUCAAUGGAAAUUUGAUCGUUGUUUUGGGACAGGAGCAGGACUCUGAAUAA
Knipowitschia caucasica is the source of this 921-nucleotide messenger RNA. Lineage: Eukaryota; Metazoa; Chordata; Actinopteri; Gobiiformes; Gobiidae. The record is from the annotation of a GenBank genome assembly.